Dendronephthya gigantea is the source of this 1820-nucleotide messenger RNA. RefSeq names its product elongator complex protein 5-like. The coding region runs from base 349 to 1284 and encodes 311 amino acids. The record is from RefSeq and is a predicted model, not a curated record. NCBI's taxonomy places the organism in Eukaryota, Metazoa, Cnidaria, Anthozoa, Malacalcyonacea, Nephtheidae. Gene Ontology annotation, cellular component: nucleus; elongator holoenzyme complex; cytosol. The transcript is spliced from 10 exons. Gene Ontology annotation, biological process: tRNA wobble uridine modification. Gene Ontology annotation, molecular function: tRNA binding.
AAAUAAAUAACCUUAUCGAAAUUGGGUUUAUAAAUCUUCCUACAGACAAUCUUGUCUAUGUUAUUUACAGUAGGUGCCAUGGCAACAGUUACCAUAGUUUCGGAAUGACGUGCGCUGGGAUUGUCCAACGUUGUCCAAUGUUGUACCUGUGUGAUCUAUAUUAUCCCCUGUAAAGUGUUUAUUUUUGUUUACUAUUUACACUGCUGUUUACUCGUUCUAUGCCUCCAGCGCUCUACAAUGCAUUGGACUUGUUUCCAGGCCCGUGAUAAUUUUCUUAUGCGCAUUUUUCACCGCGGUUAAAUUAAUAAAUUUUAAAAUUUACGUUUGUUUUUGGAAUUUUACUCAACCAUGUUAGAAGAUCUGGUCAGUGGAAAAGAAAGAAGUAGAUUUAUUCUUGUGCAUGAUAGUAUCAAUCAUAGAGGCAACUGCAUAUUGAAUUACAUUACACAAGGAUUACUUAAAAGACUGGACAUCAUUAUUUUGUUUCAGCUUGAUAGACACUUACUUAACUUCAAUGAUAACAGGUUAUAUGUGUAUGAUGGAUAUAUGGAUCCUUUGAAAUGGAUUACUGGGAGAUCUGGAACAACAGGAAUUUCAGAAUCAAUUUCCAAACCAUUUUUCUUGAAGAAUAUUGUGUCAAAACACAUUCAGAAUGAUGAAAGGUUUACCAGUUUAUUAUCAGAUAAGCUAAAUAAAGUUGGUAUUAUCAUUUAUUCACUUACCAAUGUGAUUGCACAUCAAGAUGUGAAUGCUCUUUGCAGAGAUUUGUUUGAAGUGAUCAAUUUUCAUACAAAAACAUUUGAAGUAAGUCAAACUGUGGCUCUAGUGCACUCAGACGUACAUGAUGAAAACACCCUGUUUCCUUUGAAUUACAUUGCUUCUACCAUCAUUGAACUUAAAAACCAUGUGGAUAAAAAAGAUUGUGCAGGUCAUUUUGUAACUAUUACACAUUGCAAAAACAGUGGAAAAUUGCAUAGAAAGAGAGAAGCAUACCAAAUUGAUAGUGAAUGCCAUGUUAAUGUAAUCCCAAUUGAAGACAACGAUACUGGGCAAGAACCUGCUGCACUUUCAGAAAUUGUGGACAUUUCAUCAAAUUUGACAUUCAAACUGAGUUUGACAGAAGAACAAAAGCAAGCAAGGGCUCAGCUACAGCUUCCUUAUUUGCUGGAUGACAGAACAAAAAAAACACAGUUGGAUUUAGGGAAAAAAAGCCAAAUUUUUUAUCAAGCAGAUGAGGUAGAUGACUUGGAUGAAGAAGACCCAGAUGAUGACUUGAAUAUUUGAUACAAUGUACAAUAUGGAUGUCAAAAAGAUAAUGGGUCAACAUCAAGAAAUAUAAACACAUCGGAAAACGACAUCAGUUGAUGAAUGAAGACACUCACUCUGCAGUCUGGAUUAUUGACUUUAAUGACGAAGGUGUUUUUGUCGAAACGUAAGAGUUUUCUAUCCAUCAGUAGAUUUAAGAUAGUAUAUCUAUGAAACUAUCCGAUUAGACAUACCAAGCUUUUUUUAAGAACCUGCGCAGACUGUCACUGGCUACCUGACGUAUGAGAUAAUACCCUAGUCCUAGUCAUAGACAUAGAGCCUAAAGGCAUUUUCAGGAAAAGCACAUGCAAUCUUAGUUAGUCUUCCUAAUCAAUUGGAGUACACUUUGUUUCGACAGUCCCAUGAAAAUCAACAAUAAUAUACCUGCCAACUAUAAAUGUGUAAUUUAAUAAAAUCAUCUUGUCAUUCUUAUAUAAACAAUGAUAAUGCUACCUUUACGUAGAGUUUGUGGCUACAACAUCUAGAGGAGCUAAUAAAAUCACUUACCAUCAUCG